GGAGGAGGGUUAAACCACUCAGACAGAGACUCACAUCUGUCUGCUGUGUAGUCAAUUUUUUUUAAAGCUACCACAACACAUUACUGAGCACCUUAAAUUGUUUAUUUAUCAUCCCAUCUGUAUAUUUCGCAUUUUAUAUUUAAUACUCAUUUCUUUUACCAAUGGAUAGCCCACUUUUUUCAUAUCUCACUUUUUUUCUCUUCUCUGUUUAGUAUAUUUAGUCUGUAUUUAUUGUAUAUAUUUAUUAUAUUUAGUCAGUAUUGUACAUACUUCUUAUAUUUAAUUUUAAUUUGUGUUUGUAUUGCUGCUGUAACAUGGGAAUUUCCCAGUUUGGGGUCAAUAAAGUCUAUCUAUCUAGCUAUCUAGCUAGCAUACAGAAACUGAGUCUGCAGUGAUGUGAUCUGGCCAGCAGAUGGCGCUGCUGUUGUUUCCUCUCGGUUUGGGGACAAACCUCGGUUUUCUCCUGCUUCCAGGUGCUGCAGUUGACCCCUUCCGCUCUCCGUACAGGAAUUUGUUGACGGCAUUACGUCAGUCAUCCUGGUUGCCAGCGGCAAAAGCAGCUUCGUGAAGGAGGAGCAGGAGGAGGACGGUGGAUUACUCUUUUUUUUCUGCUGUGGAGAGUUAAAGGGGUUUGUGGUUUUCGUUUUUUCAUGGUAUUGAGAGUUUGGAGCCCCGGGAAGAAGACGCAGAGGAAAGAAAACUCUCCGCUUUUUUACUACAGCAUGAAAAGUUUGUGAAAGUUUCUGAAGUCGACGACGCGCUCAGAGAGUAGAUGGAGGAACCAGAAGGUAAAGAGACUGAGAUUUUUACUUUACUGUGAACAAAGGUGUCACAGCUGCACUAUAAUGCUUUAGUUUUGUCAGUGUAUCGUCGCCAUAAAUUUGUGUUCUGAGUUUAUCUGUAAAUCUGAAUGUGAAGUUGAGUUUGAAGUGAGAACUUUGUGGUCUCUCUCUCACUCUCUUUCAGGUACAGAUGAGCGUUACUGUGCGGGCUGUGGAGGAACAAUCCAGGACACCUUCCAUGUCAAAAUCCUCCAGGACACCUGGCACAACUCCUGCUUUCAGUAAGUUCUCAGUUUUUCUGAUUCUGCAGUGAAACUAUGAGCUGUAUUGUUUGUUUGUUUGUUUUAUUUUGGAUCCACAACAAAAUAUGCAGUAACUACUCCUCCUGGGGUCUUUAUCUUCUUUUCCGUUUUCAUUUUGAAUUUAGUCAAGUACUUAGAGACAUAACACUCAUUUAGGGCUGGGCGAUAAAAUGAUAAUGAUAUAUAUCAAAAAUUAAUUUCCCUCUAUAUCAUUAUAAAACAUGGUCAAUGUGCUUUUCGAUAGUCGUCAUUCUGCCAUGUUUUGGUAGACUAUACGAAUAGCCAAUGAAAAGUGGAGUUUCUGCAGGUCUGCUUCGCGCCGAACCAAUCAUGUGCAACCAUAGCACUUUAACACCGAAAACAGCCGACCAUUCAGUCAGCCUUCUCUAGCGCAACGCCUAAUGACAAAAAGUCAAAAAGACACAAAGACCUCACAGAUGCAGUCGUUCAUUGUAUUGCAAAAGACACGCUCCCAAUAAGCACUGUUAAAUUUCAUUUUUAUAUCGUGAUAUAUAUCGAUACCGACUGAUACAAGAAGAAAAUAUAUCGUGAUAAACUUUUUCCCUUAUUGUCCAGCCCUACACUCACUCUACACUUCAUUCAUACAGUAGCUCUCAUUCUCUCCUGCUUGUUGAAAAAUAAACCAAUACAUAAAUAAGAUGAAGAAAGAAAAGAAAAACAGAACUUAUUUUAGGGAUAACAAGAAAACUUAGUCCAUCAUAGAGAAGAGCUGAACUCAGUUGGUACGCCACAAUUACACCUUAAAUUGUUUGUUAAAGUAACUUCUGUUAGUGUCUGAAAUGAAAAAGUUAGGUAAUAAAUUCCAUGCCAUCAUUGCUCUGUAGUGGACAGUCCUUUUUAUCGCCUGCCUAGUACCAUACUGAUGUCCCUCAGAAAAAAAUGUUAGUUUAUUAAAGCGUACUUCUGGGACUCUGUUUAUAAUAAUACUUUUUUAGGAAAGACACCAAUAGGUAAUGAAAUUUACAUUUAACAUUUAACCAGAUUAAUCGAUUAUGCAUUGCUAUGCUACUUGUUCUAUAGGGACAAUUUAGUCCUAUUCGAGCUGCUUCAUUUUGUACUAUUUGUAGCUUGUGUAACUUACUUUGUGUCGUGUUUGACCAGAUUACUGUGAGUUGAGAGUUGUUUUCUCCAGCAUACUCUGAUACUACUUUGUUUUCAUGGAAAUAAGCAGCAGAGCAGUUUGCAUUCUGCUCCCUAUUGUUUUUUUUCUCCUGUUGAUCAACCUGUUGGCUGCUGCCUCAGUCAGACACGGCCUUGCAGAUAAUCCUGGAAGCUUCUGUCUUGUAGCCUAAACAUGGGCUUAGAUGUGUGCUAACAAUUCACCAUUGUUUUUUAAGCCUCUGCACAAAACACACGCAUGUAGGAUGUCAUUCCUGCUGCUGUCACGGCUGAUAGACCCCUCUGAACAGGGAUGCUCCUGGUUCUUGGAUACAGAUUGGCCAGUGAAGGGGUCUCUCUUCUCUGAAGGACUUUGCCCAAUCUCUCUGAGGUUUAAUAAUUGUCCUGGUGGAGCUGGAGUUAGCUCUCUGCCUGUCACAGGUCUCUGACUCGUAAAGGGAGAUAGAUAUCUUUGUGUGGGGUGGGGAUCAGUAGGUUGUCAUAGCAAAAAAAGGCCAUUAUUAUGUAACAAACACAGGGUCAGCCCCUCCUGCUGACUGUAACAUUCACAUGUUUACAUUUCACAGAUAUGAUGGUUCAGAUUUCUGAAAGAUGAUCCCUGAUCUUAAUGUAAGUGUGUCAAGUCUAAACAGUCGUGAGAUUUGAAGGAACACCACAACAAGAAGAAGUUGUCCAAAGUUGUAAGACUUCUAAAUUCUACUUAAAUCACUAAAAUGUACUAAGAAACCGAGUCUGGAUAUUGCUGAUUAAAGCAAAGCUUUUUUUCCGAAAGAAAAAAAAAGCCGUUGGGUUGUUUGACAGAAGUCUGGCUCUGGGGGACUCCUGGCAUGUCCAGAAAGCCUUAAAAAUAGAGCAAAUUUAAUGCUGACUGUGAUGUCUGAAAUAGCUUUCUUGGAGUUUGGAACCAGUAUCCCUGCAGCACUUUGUCCCUGUGUAACCUCGUAUAUUUCACUCCCUCCAAACUCCAAUAACACAACUAAGCACAGCUUCAUCUGUCAACGUCUUCAGGGGAAAAGCCUGUGAUACUGACCGUUGAUCCUCUCCCCCCUUUGUACUGUAAAACUCUCUUACAGUCUGUGCCAUCAGUCUUAAUGGAGGCAUUUUUGGCUCAAACAUCUGUAGUUGUUCUCUUUAACUUAGAGAUGUGAAACAAAAGAGGGCUGCAUGUGGAGAAACUGAUAUCUUUUAUUAUGGCAAUAUUUCUAAUAUGAAAAAACAUGAGAGUUUUUCCCUGCACAUUCAAGAGCUGCGUGCCAAGUGAGAUAUCACUGCUCAGUAUUGCAAUAACUAUGAGAAGCAUAUGAUACCAACAUAGAUACAUACGUAUGAGCCAUAACAAAAAGGUUUUAUUGCUACGUGUCACCAAAAUAAAUCUUAAAAGCAGAUUUUUUUUUACAAUGUAGUUGGAAUCAGUUAGAGGGAUAUUCUGGCGUAAAAUUAAUUUAGGGUCAAACACACUGUAACACAACUCACCUACUCUCUUCCAGCAGCUGCUGGUUUGUAGCGAGACCUCAAGCUGGUCCAUUACAGACUACUGCGGGGUGACGCAGCUUAAGGAAGAACAUUUAUUAUCCUGCUGUCAUUACCAAAGUUAGUAUAACUAGAGAAGCAAGCAGUAACAUUCAUCUCUCGAAGGGGGUGUCUAACUCGUUGUUUCGGUGUGUUUGACCUUUAAUUAAUUUUACUCUGGAAUAUCCCUUUAAGGCUUCCUUCCUAGCAUUCUGAGUGAGAAAGCCAAGAUAGAUUCAUUUUUUUUUUAUUGCCAUACAUAUUGUCCUGUACAAUGUGUUUAUUUUGGCUUUAAGAUAAAAACAGUGGUAUGAUGACUUUGUGUCUGAUCUUGUCAGAAAAAGCCCAAAAUAAAACGUCCUUGAAAACAUGUCGGCCCCCCACUUGUGCUCCUAUUGUCCAUUGUCCACACACUGCCACUCUACCCUCCACCUUGUGUAACAUUCUUACAAGCUGACGUCACUCUUGUUCCAGUAAACCUGGCAGAGUUUUUUUUUGGGGGGCCUAUAGGUAACAGCACCCUCCACUCCGCUGCCUUCUGCAUUCCUAGACAGCGAUUCAGAGAUGAGAGUCUGCUGUCUCAGACACUGACUGCAGAGUUCUUUGUUUUUUUUUCCAGAGAGGUGUCUUAUACUGGCUGAAAAUGUACAGAGAAAUAAACCCCAAUUAUAAAGGAGCUUUGCAAGUUUUAGAAAUGUGUGUGAAUAAAUGAGAUUGCAUGCAGUUUGAUUUAUUGAAAAGCUUUUAUCACACGCUGGAUCUAGUUUUUUAAAUGUGCAGAUUUGGCACUUUUUUUAUGAGGUUGAUUGGAAUAUUAGAAAAAGUUGAUGAGAAACGCUGAAUUUUAUCUUGAGGAAAUGAUCACAUGACUGAAGACGUGAUGUUAAUGUUUAGUAACAGCAGUUGUUAGUUGCAGCUUGAGGGCAUCACAGUCUUAAAACACCAUCCAUGUGUGAAAUAACUCUCCCUACACACCCUGUAACGACGUUGUUGUGGAGGACAUCAGGAACACACCAGAACCCCACGCCCAAAGUCAAGCACUCUCCAGGUCGUCAAGGCUAAACUUGAGGUCACUCUCUCUUACUAUCUCCACUCCAUAAUUCAGCGAAGGAAUUCACUCCAGCAGGAAUGCGGAUUGAAGGAAAUGAGUAAUGUUUACUCUGUAGUGUUUGUGCAGCCAGAGCUGCUGCAUUGUUCAUUGAACAACCACCUGAGUCUGCCCCCCAUUCACGACUACACAUGGACGGAAGUCAGGGGUUUUUAUAAGCUCGCCUACAUCCCUUUAUCUGGGUCUAUUAUACAGACAUAAUGGCCAAUAAUUGCGGCUUAUCGUCUGGUUUUGUUAAGGAAUACUUCUUGUUCAGAACACGGUGGUCAAGGUGGAGGUUUUUGUUUUUCUUUCACGUCACACUCUCUGGUUAAAAUGCAGCGCAGUUUUCAGCUCUGUUUCUUCCUUGUGCCUUGAGUUUUUUUCUCUUUAACCCGUUAGACCCACUGGUAUCACCUGAAAGUAUCAGUGCUGAUGCUAAUCAUGUGAGAACUGUUGUGUGACGUCAUUUUGCAUAAGCUGAGUUUUUGACUCAGCAGUGAUUUUAACAUUUCAGAGUUUCAGAGUUGACAAAAACCUGAUUUGCUUAUUAAAGUGGUGGUUUUGUAAAUCCUGGUUCUGUCACACUCGGUUCAGGCUGGUUGGCACGUAUUAAAGGCCCGAUGUUGGCACAACUCUCUGCACGUCUGGUUGCUCUUUUUGAAAGCUCGGUGUCGUCACACUUAUUUAGAGAUGACUUUAGUUAGCUCUUAUUAAGCCUCGUUAAUCUCUGGUUCCUUUGCUGGCAGUAAAAGUUUUAGGCAGUUCUUCAUUAAUACGUUUUUAUGAUCUCUGUAACUUCUCUCUACUCUGAUGGUCUGAUGCUCUCUGCUCCAGCCAUGAUGGUUAUGUUACAUAACAGCUCUGCUCUUGUACUCUAUACUUGACUCACAGGUUGAAAGUGCAGGAAGAAGCAGGGUGUUGCAUCCGUCGUCUUUUUAAAACAUGCUGUAGGUUUUGAGGAUUUAUUCAAGGAUAUUUUUCUGUUAUUGAUUGGAGAGCUGGAGAGAGGCAGGAACAAAAAGCUAAAUCUAACUUUUGCAUUAAGGCCUGUAGCUUCUGUAGAGGAGAGGCAGGCUUUAACUACUAAGCUGAAAUCAACAUUUUUGAUAGGGAUGUCCCCAUAUGAUAUUGAUAUAUCAGUCCAAUAUCAGCAAAAAAGUUAAAAUCAGAUCAUAUUGGCCUGAAUCUGUGCCUCUGAUAUCAGCACUCCAAUACAAGCAGUCCAUUCCCAAUUCCAUUCCAGCUCCUCUAUCCAGUAUGCAGAGCCCAUGUAAUCACAACAACAGUGUGUACUAAGGUACUAAAGGUAAAAAAGUUACAUCUGGACACUCCUAAUUUUUGACGAAGGUAGAAACAUGGUAGUAUGAUAGUAAAAAACUCUGAAUUGAACAUGGCAUCUAUAAUCUCCAAUAUCAGCACUCUGAUACAAGCUUUCCAUUCCAGACUCCCCUGUCUCAAUUGUUUACUUACUCACUUUAUGUGUAUUUACCUGAACAUACUGUGUUUACUUGCUCAACUUGUGCAAAUGUCUCGCUCUGUUCUCAUGACAUAUUAAGUCUACAGGAGUGCCCAAACACAUGAAUUAAAGAGUUCCUUUCAUGCUGUUUCAGUCUGUCUUCGGUUGUAAGUAUUGGCCCUGAAAAUUCAGUAUCAGUCGACCCCCUGGAUCUAAUGCUGCAGUCUGCAGUAUUUAUUUGGCAACACCAAAACAACAGAACCCAGACCUGUAGAUGCACAUGGUGUGGUUAGUGGUAUUUGUCCUUUAAUUACACAGUAAGAAGGUCCUUCUCUAAAGUGUUCUUGUGACAUACCGCACAGAUCAUCAGACGUGUGGCUGUAUCCCCCGCAGCUCGACUCCUAUUACUCAUGUAAUCUUCACCACAGUGAACUCUCAGCUCCGCCUCUCAUCAUCAUCAUGUUGUCCCGGUGUGGUGAAUCAGACCGGAGUGAUUCUGUGUAACACUGACCUCAUGUCUGUUUUUCAUGUUUUCUGCUUUGAUCUCAGAGGAACAGACUGUUUGUUUCCUCACAUCAUUAUUGUGUUUUUCAGAGGCAGUACUUUCCCUCUUUUUCACCAUGUUUCCCUCCACAGUGGACACUGAAAUGUGAUCUCCUUCUUCUUAAGACAGCUCCCUCUUAACUAAUGCCAGAAAACUCUAGAGUAUGUGAAGUCUUUGCUUAAGUCAAAACGGGCCUGGAUCAACUUUACCUGCAGUGCAAAGAUAAAAAUACACAGAAACAAAGGUGGAGGGAACAUUUCAGGAAUUUUUAACAUCUAAUUCCAGCGACCAAAAGUCAAAACAAAACCAGGACUGCAGACUUCCUUGACCUCACCCCUCACAGAGCAGCUCAUCCUUGACCAAGCAGUGGCAGGCGAAACUGCCGCCGCCGUUUUUGCAUAACCAGUGCAGCUAGUUCAGGGAGCGCUCGACCUGCAGGUGUGAUCGAGUCUGUUCACAACUUCUGCAUUCCUCAAUCUGAAAAUCAGGUCCCAACGUCACCGCCAGGAAUGUCCCCCCAAUAUGCGUCAGUCCUCUCGAGCUGACAGCUAAGAUUGAUCAGCUUUUGGAGCAUUAAAGUGUAACUCUUAAUUUUUGCCUAUUUUUUGUGGAUAAACAGUGCAGUUUGCACCUUUAACCACAAGGAAAUCUAUUCUUUGCAGAUAAGAAAUGCACAAAUCAAGUUUCUGCAAGUUAAAACUGCACAAUCAACAACCAGGUAAUCCGAGGACUUUGCCCCUUUAAAUUUUUAACAGAGUUUUCACAGGGUCUGCUGGUUGUUGUGUAAGCAACAGUCAAGUUUCCCCUCAAACAAAUGGAUCCGAUUAAGGUGCUCUAUUUUGGCAGCUUCAUUGUCUUAAUCUGCAGAGGCUCAAACCCAAACACUCUUUUCAUUCUCAAUCCUGCAAAAGCUCGCACAAUUGUCCUUCCCCUGAAUGUGCCGCCUGUCACUGUAGCUCCACGUGAAUGCAGGAUCCAGCACAUCUCAGGUAUUUACUGUGCCCUACUACACCUUGUUAAAAAGAGUACAUGCUGUUGUCGUUGGGAACAUGCCCCCAGCUAAAGUCACUCCUCUCUCUACAACCUUUCGCUUUAAAGUGCUCAGCAGUGUGAGUUAUGGUUUCUAGACAGGCUCUGUUUUAUAAAUCACUGCCAUUCAUGGUAUGUCUUGUAUGUGAUACGACAUGUGGGUUUUGAGAACAAGAACAAACACAUUACCUACUUUUAUGGUUCCAGUUUUAACUCUUACCGAACUGAAAACAUGAUGUUUUUGGAGUGUUUUUGCAGCUCUGAGCUCUUACCCAAUUGUGUUAUAUAAGGUCAAAACAAAGUAAAUUUAUCUCCUCUUUUUAUUCACACAUUUUUUAAAUAAAGGCUGAAUUCUGAUGUCUUUUAGGAUGUAAAAGUUAUGUUUUACUUUGCGUGAAAGGUGCUCGUGAAAAUCUGUAGUAGACAGAUCGGACGUGCUGCAGAUGAUCUGUUAUUAUAAGAGAGCAGUGGAAACAUUGCCUCAUGGGAAUCUUUCAGACAUCAGCCACAGCGCAUACCUGUGCAAUUAUCAACAUGUCUUUGAAACAACACGCCAUAUCACCUCCAAGGCGAGUGUUUGCCGUUGGUGAAGCCCACGCCCAAAAGCCUUUGUCUUAUUCAUGUUUAUUCAGCUCAUCUCCUUUUUGUUCUGCUCAAACGUGACCCGGGACUUGUCUCUUGUCUUCUCAGGUGUUCUGUGUGCUGUGAUCACCUGACCAACUGGUACUAUGAGAAGGAUGGGAAGCUUUACUGUCGCAAACACUACUGGGAGAACUUUGGGGAGCUGUGUCACGGCUGCUCUCUGCUCAUGACUGGACCUGCCAUGGUGAGACUUCUGCUGCUGCUGCUCCACUUGUUGUUCGAUUAAUACUCAAAAAGAUUUGCAGGCGAUGUCGGUCCAAGGCGUUGAACUGCUGCAAGAUUAAUGAUGAAACUCAUCAUGCUAAAUCCACCUGUUCCAAAAACCUUCACCAGCUCUAAUUAUUCUCAAAUAUUAAAGGGAAACUUUGCAGAUUUCACUCUUUGGUGCCCUUUUUUCACUUGAGUCACAAAGUCAGGGUGUGGUGGGGUAUUUAACAGGAAUGGAGGAUGAAACAAAGAAGCUGUCGAGUUGCAUUGUGGGAAGUUUGGCCUCUGUCCCUUUUGAAUCUCAUAACAGGCCUGCUGUGUCCGGCUGGCUGCAGAUGCAUGUCCUUGCUCCCAUUUGACCGAGUCCAGAGAGAGAGAGAAAGUGUUUUCACUAAAAGUAACGGCUAAGAAGUAGGGCUGGGUGAUAUAGCCUCAAAUCAAUACCACGAUAUAUUGAGCAGUUCACCUCGAUAAUGAUAUAUGGACAAUAACUACUUCACAAGCUGCUCACCCCCUCCCACAUUAACUUUUUCUACUUCAGCCGCUCCAACUUUUGAACCGUCCUCCAUCUCCUCACCUGUCUUUCCCUCUUUGUAACGGACUGGAUGGGGCGGAGUCACGUCUCUGACAUGGGACAGUGUCUUAAAGGGACAUCAGACCUUGGCCUACCUCCGCACAUCCAAAACCAACUUUGAUUUAUUUAUUUUUUUAAGACCCAAUAUAUUGACAUGGGCAAAAUGACGUCGGUUAUUGUCAUACAUUUUGGUAUCAGUAAAUUUUCGGUUUAUCAUCCAGCCCUAGUGAAUCUUCAGCUUUUUUGAGGAAUUUAAAAGUUAAUUCAUGACAGAAAAUAUAUUUAUUCUACUCUGAAUCAAUCUAUGAUAGCUCAUGGAUUAUUUAAGUAAAAUGUGAGUCUACAUAUCUCAUAUUAUUAAGAGGGUUUCAAAUUGAAAGGUUUCUGGGAAUUUAAUAUUUAAAUAUCGAAUAUACCGACAUGGGCUAAAUGACGUCAGUUAUUUUUAUUUAAUUUCGGUAUCAGUAAUUUUUGGGUUAGUUAGUAGUGUAGUCAGAGUAGUAGAGUAGUUAUGGUCCAUUUAUCGUGAUCUAGGUUAAUACUCAGUGCUCAAUGUAUCGUGAUAUUGAUUUGAGGCCGCAUCGCCCAGUCCUACAAUUGAGUAUAAAAGCGUGACGAUAGCAGAGCUGCAUUAACUGGGCUGUGACGGACUUGUUAUUAGCGCAUAUGAAAAUACAAUCAUAAAUGCUGGAGACUCCAUGCUGACAUAUGGACCUGGCAGCAUCCUUCAGGCCGUAUUUUAAUGUUCUUGGCCCACUCGUGUUAAAAACAUAAAUAUAUACGUGAGUUUUGAGCUCGCUCUCCUCAACAAAGCCCAAUACAGACUAGUCAAAACUCUUACUUCUGUUACUAUACGGGAUUGCCAAACCUUUAAAGCCAUGAUCGUAUAACAACAAUUGCCAACGAUUUCCUCCUCUGCUUGAAUAAUACCAGAAAGCCCACAGAGCACGUUGGUUCUCUCUGUGUGCCAGUUUCUCCCCCCGCUGCCCCAGAUUUAUACUAAUCUGGAGGAGGAGGAGGAGGAGGAGAAGGGGGGACGCAUUAUUGCAUUUACAGAUGAAUGAUACUUUACGUUGGCUGCUGUUGAACAUAACACAUGGGGCUCUAGACCUCACUCGCGAAUUCCCCCCUCGAGGCCCCAUUAUGUUCCCUCUCAGUACAGAAGUUCUCCACAGUUCACUUACCCGGGUGCACACAGGAUCCAGUGCAGAGACACAAGAACAUGAGGCGGUUUGGAGCCCAUCAUGUUCAGUCCUCUGUGGUGACGCGGCUCUGGAGAUAUUACCCACAGUCCACCGCUCUCAGCAUCCUCUGCACUGAUGUUGUACUUGGGAGUUUCUCUAUAUUUGAAGACAUAUUUGCUUCAUUCAGCCCUGCAGGGGGAUUUUAAGUCUAUAGCCAGGCUUGGUCUGAUGUGACUAAUGGCUUAUCAGCUGAGGCUGGUAAACUUUAGCUAGACGUGGUUAUGUAACUGACUCAUUUCUGCUUGUGCUUGUUGUGUAUGCUUUGUCUGAGGCUUAUUUUAUUAUGCCGUACCUGCCAUUUAUCAUCACAGCCCAUCAAAAGUUAUAUAAUCUUACUCUUUUGGGAAUCAUCUACUCAGACGAUGCAGAUUCUGAUAUUGAGAUUCAGUCUGAGUGGAUUUAAAAUAACCUGAAUGUUACUCCUGACAUUAGCGAACCAUUAGUGUAAGCUGAAUUCAACCCAAACAUCACUCAGCUUUGAUUUAGUGUCUGCGAGUCGAAACAUGAAACCCAGAGUGGCAGCGGCUCUCGCUGGUCACAAUCGAGGUCACUUGAGUAACACAGAGCCAGACUGAAGUUUUUCUUUCUGCCACCGAGCAACAAACACAAUGAACUCUUCUAUUUAGUAUUGGCAUCCCGCUCCAUCAGCCGCUGCAGCCAAGUGUUUUUGGCAAAAGCUGAUUUGGCAGCGCAGCCCCCUCGGUCAGAAAGAGAAUCAUUGUGGGCCGUCAGCGGAGGAGGGUCAUGCAGAGCUGCUGCAGCUUGUUAGGCAUUCAAGUCGUGGACACUGCUGUUUUUGUCCUGCCUUUAAUUAUUGGUUUGUUUGCUGAUUGGGUGAAAAUGUUUUUUCAGUUUUUAAAAGUUAUGUUUACAGUAAAAAAAACAAAUCUGUGACUGGUCUUUAUCUGCUGUGUGAGAUCUACUUAUCAGUUCUCCACUCUGGUUUUUGUUUUGCCUGGAAAUCUCAGUCUGGCUGUUACAGCCUGGAGCAGAGUUAUGAUGACUGUGUUUGUUGGAGGUGGUGGCUGUUUGCGUGUUGAAAGGAGUUACAGACAGACUCCUGAGAUGUCACAACGUUUCGGCUUACAUCACACUUAAAUCUCCGUCACAGCAGGGAGGCCUCUCUCAACACUGACUCAGAGCUGUGGGAAAAACAACACAGAUAACUCAACAGAAAACCCUUUGAUUCUUUUGUAGUGUUUAUGUAGAGUGUCCUCUCACAGUGCAUUGCAAUGAGUAAAUGUGAGGGAUAAUCCAAGAUGACCAAAAAUACGAUUCGUAAAAGCUCAGAAAACAAUCAAAAUUUCAGCACAAUUCACUCAACUUGGCUAAACACAGGACAUCAGAGUGGGAAAAUCAUCAAUAUCAAUGAGUGUGGCUAAGAGUGGCAGAACGAGCGCUCUGCCAAACCACCCUGAACUACAAGAUGUCAUCUGUCCUUGUAAACAUUCAGGAACUAAAGCAUUGUAUUGUUCUGGUAUUUGUCAUUAAUUUGUAAUUGAUUAAUUAACAGUUUAGAUCUGACACAAAGACAAUAUUCUGGACCUACGAUGAUAGAAAAAUAAACAAUUUCUUUAAACUCACAAAUUAUUGGUAUCAACUACCAAGAUUGAUGACUAAAGUUGACGAAAUGGAGGAAAAUUAAAUAAUUCAUCCUGGUGAAACAGCUCAGAGGAAACUUCAGAAUCUUUGCCUGUUUUUGUGGUUGACAGAGAAGUGGCUUUAAAAGUCCUGUUUUAAUUGUACAUUUGUAUAUGCAUGCAGUUAUUAAUUUCACCUGUGUUGUAUGUUAUAUCACAGAGUGGAGCUAAACCCCUCAGACUUGUUACAUUAGAUUAUAUUAGAAACAACUUUAUUAAUCCUUUUCGUAUGAAAGAGGAUUAGAGCCACAAGAGGAGGAAAAAAUAAUUAUAGAAGAGAGUUUUUUAAGUUUCCAUUUCGAGAUUAAAGUCAAAAUAUUGAGAUUAAAACAGAAAUAAAAAAAUAUCAAAAUUUCAAUUUUAUUUGUGUUGACUCAAAAUUUUACUUUAAUGUCAGAACCUUAUUUUUUUUAUCUUGAAAUUUUGACAUUAUUCACGACAUUUCAUAAUCUUGAAAUUUCAACUUUAAUCUCAAAAUCUCAAUUUUUAAUUUUUCGAAAUUUCGAGUUUAUUCACAUAAUUUAGUUUUUUUUAAUCUCGAAAUUGCAACUUUAAUCUCCUUCCAGUGAUUAUUUAUUUUCUCUUCAUGUGGUCCUUAUCCUCUUUCAUAUUUUAAGGAAGGUUUCUUUAAAGAAAUUAAAAAGUGUGUUAGUACAACUCAACCUUAAGAACAAUGCAUAGAGAUAACAUCACUGCCACAUAUUAAGAUUGUAUAAUUUGCAUUAUUUUGAUCAUUUGAUUAAAUUCCUGAAACUGUUUUUUGAAUACUGGUGAAGAGCGGGAAAAGAUAUCUGUAUUUUUCAUCAGUCUAAAUUGUGGUCGUAACAGAAAGGGCGCAGUGACAGUGGUAAUAAUGAAAUAGUCAAUACAAGUUCAGAUGCACAAAUGUCAGAAUAAAGUAAUUUGAGGUAAAACAGACAAGAAAAACUAAUUCAUGUUUUAUGGAGCAGAGACAGAUUUAGACAUUUGGAGUGUGGACUUAACUCUUUACACACAUAUUAAACAUGAAAUCAACUUUAUUUUUAACAUUUUUAAAUUAUCUGCUUUAAGAGAAAUUUAAAAAACCACCUCAUCUUGCAUGAAAAGUGAAAAAAUCAGCAUAAAAUGAGACGAUAGCAGAAAUUUCAGAAAGUGAAAUUGGUCAGACAGCACUAAUGAGAGAGAAAGCACAUGACAGAGCGUGGGUUAGUUUCAGAGAGUUCAGAGGACGUCAGUGAGACGUGCGGCUCAGGGAGGAGGGAGGUGACAUCAUAGCAGAUUCCAGACAGCGUGAGAGUAAAGCAGGUGUUAAGACCGUGUCAGAGUAGGAGGAGGGCGGAAAGCAACAGGCAGCAGCGACACACUCAUCUCUGACUGACAGAGUGAGAGCAGGACGAGAAGAACAACCGUCAGCAAAUCACGGCUCUCUGCUGUGAGUUUGGUGAACGAUCUGAAGAUCAGGUCCUUUUGUUUGUGGUUUCAGGUGGCUGGAGAACACAAGUAUCACCCUGAGUGCUUUGUGUGUCUGAGCUGCAAGGUGGUGAUUGAAGACAGGGAUACCUACGCCUUGGUGGAGCGCUCCAAACUUUACUGGUAAGACACCUGCAGCUCACACCUGCAACUUUGAGAGUGUGUGGAAGUGAAGUUCUUUAAACAUCUCCUGUUUGUGUGUGUGUGUGUGUUUGUUUGUGUGGUUGUUAAAUGAAUGCAUGAAUAUUAUUUCAUCGUGAUGCAUUCGGGUGUUUUCACUUUUCCCCUCUCUGCUCUGUUGCGUGCAGCGGGAAGUGCUACAAACAGGUCAUCCUUACACCCGUGUUGGAAAAGCGCUCCCACGACUCCAUCCUCGACUCGCUGCCUCACACAGUCACUCUCAUCUCGAUGCCCUCUGCGGCCAACGGCAAGAGGGGCCUCUCCGUCUCGGUGUUGAGGGACGGAAACGGCUCAGCUAGCGUUCAAGUCAAAGAGUAAGUGGGAGAUGAUGACCGCCAGAAAGAGUGAUUUAUACUUUACACAAGACUGAUUAUAGCUUUGCUAAAUAUUAGGACAUGGCGUGUUUGUUUGUUUUUUACUGAAAGAUGAUUAUCAAUUAUGAGUUUGACCCAGUUUUCCUCAACCGUCAGACUGAGAUAAGCUCAUAAUAACUUGUAGAGUGCUGAAACUCACCAGUUAGUGUGUUGGUGCGGUCCUGUUGCAGAGUCAGAGGGAUGCUUAUUAGUCCGGAGGUGAGAAAUGCCAUCCAUGUCGGCGACAGGAUCCUGGAGAUUAAUGGCCUUCCAGUUGGGACACUCAUGGAAGAGGAGGUGGGUUCACGCCGCACACACACACAUUCGACACUCAAGAAUCAAUGUGUGAUGUGAAAUUCUUCCGAUGAAGCUAAUUAAUGUCCCCGCUAAGUGCGAGUGCAUUCCUUGAGUUCAUCCUGCACAGCUAUGUUCUUAUUUUACAGUCACUGCACAUGUGAUUUUUAGCAUUCCUCACAUUCCUCCAUCAUUUAUUCAUUCUUUAGGUGGGAGAGGACGGUAUGUGGUAUGACUGCGCUUACAGGCUCAUUCCCACAACCUCGCCCUAUUGUAUUCAUACCGACUCUGUCAUGAUUCGCAGCUCUGUUUCUAUUGUCCCGCUCCCAUAUCCUGUUUCCUCUGCAAUUUCACUUUGAUAUAACGCUCCGUCAUUUCAGAUUAUAUUACAUUUCCUGCAGACGAGUCGAUCUAACUCUUUUGCAGUCUGCUGUUUAAGAAGAAGUGAAUCUCUUACCAUUUUAAAACAGUCAAAACAAAUAGUCUUCUUUAGGGCUGGGCGAUAAAACAAUAGUCAUAUAUAGCAAAAAUUAUUAACCCUCGAUGUUGAUAUGAAACAUGGUCAAUAUGCUUUUCGAUAGACGGCAUUCUGCCAUGUUUUGGUAGACUAUCAGACAGGCCUCCUCAUUUCCUGUUUUGAAAUCCCUUUUAAAAACACACUUUUACUCCUUGGCUUUUGAUACUUUUUAGUGUUAUUUUGUUUUUUAUCAUUUUAGCACUUGCCAUUAGCCUGCUUAUUUAUUUACUUAUUUAUCCUGUUGCAUUAAUGUAUCUCUGCUCGCUUUAUCUUGUUCUUUGUGUUAUUUGUUUUUAUGUAUCACUGUACAGCACUUUGGCUACCCUUGUGGUUAUUUUAAAUGUGCUAUAGAAAUAAAGUUGAUUGAUUGAUUGAUUGACUAUACAAAUGGCUAAUGAAAAAGGGGAGUUGCUCCAGGUCGUGCCGUGCUGAACCAACCAUUCAGUCCGCUUUCUCUAGCGCAACGCAAGAGACACAAAGCAUGUCUUUUGUAUUGCAAAAGACAUGCUACCAAUAAGCACUGUUAAAUUUCAUUUUUUAUAUCCUGAUGUAUAUCAAUACUGGCUGAUAUGAAAAAAAUAUAUCAUGAUAAACUUUUUCCCAUAUUGCCCAGCCCUAGUCUGAAUAUAAAAAUUGUGCAGAAAUCACUUUUCUCCAUGAUGGUUGUGGUGUUAAGGUUUUGUGUUGAGCUUGUUUCAAAGUUGUCGAGAGUGUGCACGAGUUAAAGCUUGAAGCAGAGUGUAAGAACAGUUAAAUAAACCAAGCCUUCUUCCCUUCAAUAAAUAAUCUUUGCACAACGUUCAGAGGCUGCACUCAAUCUCGUAAAUCACCCAUCAUAAUGCCACCGUGAAAUCUAUCAGAGCUGAGUUAUUCUAACUGGAAGAUCAAACAAAACAAGCUUUUAAUAAAAAAAAUAACAUGUUUUAAUGUAUUUUUUUUACUGUAAGAUUGUGUGGAAGUGUGGCACAUUUGUCCGAGAUCUCUGAACCGUGGGUGUUUUUGUCCAGGUGGAUGAUCUUAUUCACCGCACCAGCCACACGCUGCAGCUGCUGAUCGAGUAUGACCCAGUCAGGCAUCGUUUGGACCGGCUCAGGCUGGGAUCCCCCAGAAGCCGACUGGGAGUCCCAGCAACCUCCCGCAUGCGUCUGUCUUCGCCUUCUGACGCAGUCCUGGAGAGAACUGACCUGGUGGAUGAAGGCACACUGAAGAGGAGGUCUUUGAGGUGGGUUAGAUCUGCAGACAUGACGUGGUUGAUGUUUAUGUGGGCGGAUUUUGAUACCCAUGAUUCUUUCUUCUUGCUUGUAGGCGCAGUAACAGCAUCUGUAAAUCACCUGGCCCUAAUUCUCCUAAAGAGAUGCCACUCAUCGGCCGAGACAUCGGACGCUCUGAGUCUUUGAGAUCCUCCAGCAGCUGCUCUCAUCGUAUCUUCCGGCCGUGUGACCUCAUCCACGGCGAGAUCUUAGGGAAAGGUUUCUUUGGACAGGCGAUCAAGGUCAACCUUUUACAAGUUUUUAACUCUCCCCUGUCUGGUGUCUCAUAGCUGUGGCUUAAAGUGACACAUAUUCUGCUUUUGUACCACUAACAGGUCACUCAUAAAGCCACAGGAGAGGUGAUGGUGAUGAAGGAGCUGAUCCGCUGUGACGAGGAGACACAGAAGACUUUCCUUAAAGAGGUUUGUCAACAGGAGCGACAGGAGACCCUCAGUCUCCUUGAUUUAUUUAAAAAACUCACCGCUAAACACAUUUCCCACAAUGCCCUCUUUGUCCUUUUCUAUUUUGAGGUCAGUGCCUCAGUCUUGUGGGAAAGAUUAGACCGAUUUUUAUUGUGUUUAACGUGGAAACUGAUUAGAGCUUAUCAGCUUCCAACUGGAAUGCGAGAUUUCCCUUCAACUCUUCCUCUGUUUUCCCGCCGUACGUUCAGGUCAAAGUCAUGCGAAGCCUGGAUCAUCCCCACGUUUUGAGGUUCAUCGGUGUGCUGUACAAGGACAAGAGGCUUAAUCUGAUCACCGAAUUUAUCGAGGGAGGCACCCUGAAGGAUUUCAUCAGAGACACGGUGAGUUAAAGGAGUUGAUUCACUUAAGUCUGUCCCUCUCUUCUCCCACACUCGAGCACAAACACCCUUCAGUGUCCACGGAGAGCUGUUAGCGGGGCGCUGACCUGGAGUACACUCUUGACAGAGGGUCCUGUAGUGGGUUUGCUGGCGUGUCAACAGGCCAAGAUGUGGAAUGAGAAAAGUUGUAGAAAGUGUUUCCAGGUGAAAUUUAAAGAGCCGAGCUCCCCUCCUCCUCCUCCUCCACGACUGACUGACUGUUGAUUUGUGCAGCAGCUCAGCUCACCAGACGACCCAGCGAGGGGAGGGGGUUUUUGCUUGUGUUUUCAUAGAAAUAGGGAAGAUCUAGGAUUGAUUUUAUUCAUACAGGUUUUAUUUUGUUAUGAGUUUCUGCUGGAUACUCUUUCCUUUUUCUGCCUCGGUGCCAAACCUUGAAGUAUUUACUCAUGUUUCGCAUUACAGCCUCCAAAGGAGCUUCUUUUCAUUUCAUUCUUUUGUGCUUUUUUUUGUUUUUUUCUUCUUCUCUCUGGACUAACAGGACCCGUUUCCAUGGGAGCAAAGAGUGAGCUUUGCAAAGAGCAUCGCUUCUGGCAUGGUGAGUUGGCCUCCUGCACAGACAUUUUCAGCAGUGAAAUCUGUUUUUUUUCUCUCAGCUGCCUAAAUGUGUGUUUUUGCUCUGGGGGCACAUUAAGACAACUCGACACACACAGGACCCCUUGUGGGCAUAAGAGACAACACAUGAGGCCCCAAGUUGAAUCAAGGGAACAGCUAGGGUAGCAAAGAAUGAGAAACAUGAUGCUGUUUUAUUUAUUUUCUAUUUAUUUGCUAAAUUAUUUGUAAUAAUUUUGAGUAAAAACCUGCAUUUAAAAGCAGAGAAAACUUCUCUGAUUGGGUCGAAGACUUUGCUUUCAUUGAGAUUCAAGUCCCACUCCUAACGUUUUUUUGCCACUUAAAGUCUUCUCAGUGGUCUUUAAAUUGUGAUUAUGAAGUUUUUAGACAGUUGUCUGAGUCGUGGGCGGAGACAGCGCUGCUCUGCACACUCCUCUUCAUGCGAGCUUGCAGCCUAACAUUGCCAAUGUAGUGGAAGUGGCAGGUAACAUAGGAGCUAUUCAGCUCUCAGACACUAAUGUCUUUAGGGACAUGAUGAAAGUUAAUAUCAUAAUUAGCUUUCUUACAAGCAUUGCAAUCCGCUAAAACACACGCUUGUUCCGCAAUCACAAUUUGAAUGCAGAAAUACUCAGAAAUGUACUUUCACACUUAUUUUUCUCAUGAUAUGUUCUGUAGAAUCAGAAAAAUGCCAUAUGAACAUGUAAAGAACAAGAUAAACAUGGUUUUCAUCGGAGUGGGUCUUUAAGAAGCAAAGAAAAUCUGAAACAGCAUGAAUGAAACCCUCUGUUACUCUCCUCUUUGUUUCAGGCCUACCUUCACUCAAUGAGCAUCAUACACAGAGACCUCAACUCUCACAACUGCCUGGUUAAACUGGUGGGUCACCGACUAAAACUUAGAACAAUAACUAUUAAAGAAGUGGGAGCCUUUUGUCUUACGUGUCAUAUUUCUGCAGGAUAACACUGUGGUUGUCGCCGACUUCGGGCUGUCACGACUCAUCGUCGAAGAUAAAGUCAAACCUCCACCUGAAAAACCCUCCAACAAGAAGAGGGUGUUCAGGCGUGUCGACAGGAAGAAGCGCUACACCGUGGUGGGAAACCCGUACUGGAUGGCUCCAGAAAUGCUCAACGGUGAGAUACCCUCACAAAAAAAGGGAAAAAACUGAUCCUGAAUUUGAUGAACUGAGUUUAAGGAGUUUAAUCUUUGACUUCUUGUUGUUUCAGGUAAACGCUACGACGAGAAGGUGGACAUCUUCUCCUUUGGGAUUGUACUUUGUGAGGUAAGAGCAGGCCAGCUUCUCUGAGUUAAUCUGCAUGAAUAUAAUGAUUGCAGAGAGUCUGGGGGAUCUAUCAUCAGAGCUUCUCCUCACAGCUGUUAUCAGAUGUUACAACACAGUUUUGAUUGAAUAUUGGCUCCAGACAAGUUCAUACAGCUCUAUAACGUAAACUAUGACGUGUCAGAAAACUUCAACAUCAUGCAAAGUAGUUUACAAGCUGGAACAUGUUUACAUCCGCCCCUUAUUUACUCACCCUAACAUCUCUCAUGUGUACGUUAUCUGUGUUUACAUGAAUAAUCGGAGCUCACAUCCUCCCUCUGUGUCGUAUUUCAGAUCAUCGGAAAAGUCUACGCAGAUCCAGAGUGUCUCCCCAGGACUCUGGACUUCGGCCUGAAUGUCGGAAAGUUUGUGGAGAAGUUUCUUCCUGAAGAUUGUCCGCCAGCUUUCUUUCCGCUGACUGUGGCCUGCUGUGACCUCACACCAGACAACCGGUGAGCACCUGCCACCGCCGCUGUUUUCAUGUGAUUUAUUGUCACUUGUUAUGAAUCUGUGAAGUGAAACGCAAGAAACUGUAAGUGAAUGACAAAAACAGAGACAGAAAAAAAGCAGAGACAAAUAUCGGCAGGCAAAGGGAAUGUGAGGGAAAGAGUGUUUUCUCUGAUUAAAGAGUGGGAAGUUGGAGUGAUUUCGUCUCUUUCAUUUAGAGAGUCUGCAGAAAGGAAAUUGGACAAUAAUCAGACCAGAACAGAGUAGAAAUCUGCCAACAUCUCAUCCUGUGUCUGCAGAUGUUGUGUUGCAGAUGGCUGAUGAGGGAGUUUGGAGGAGGAUCUAUAAGUCAGUGCGUUUACAUGCACAGCUUAAUCAGACUUAAGCUCAUAAUUCGUUUUUUUUUUCGCCGAAUCAGACUUCUCUCCUUGUCCGCGUAUACAUGCAGGUGAGAAAAUCGAAUUAUUGACGUGAACGUGUCCACCUCCCCAAAACUAGGGGUCAGUAUUGGUCUUUUCAGCGGCGCUGUUUCUGGAAGUUUUUAAAGAUGUCUCUGUUCCUCAUUUUGUGACCGUUCAUAUACUCUGAAAUGUCCAUUUCUGUCAGGACAGAAAACAUAACAGAACUCUCCUUGUUGUUCCAAAAGUUGAGAUUCUUUGGUGUUUCAGCCGUGUUGUAGUUGCUUCUAAGUCGAAAGUUCUUUAAAUGAUAGCGCCACUUCUUCUCUGGUAUUUUUGUUCAGGGGUUACGGAGGCGUGGCGCACUCCAAUUGGCGUUCUCAAACUCUGAUCAUAGUCAGAGUAAGGCAAUAAUUCGUUUUUCUCGAGUGUCAUGUAAACGUACUGACUGAUGAGAUCCCAGAUCUAAACUAAAGCAGGAUUUCAUUCGUGUGCAGCUUUAUCUGAGAGGGAAGAUUUCCUGAGGUUGUAUUUUUAUGAAAGGGUUUUUUUUUUCCAGAGAGGGGUAAAGAAAUGCUUCUCAGAAAACUCUCUAAUAUAAAAUAACUCUCUCUAAAAUAAAGAAACGCAGCACAUGAUGUGAACCGUGCCCCCUCUGUGUAGAAAACCCUCCUUUCAGAUGUCUUGUUGACCUGCCUGUGCGGGGCCGUGCCUCUGCUGUCAGAUUGUUUCCUCAUGUUUUCCCUCAACCUUGUCAGUCUGGCAUUAACCUCAAACCCCUCUUUGUGCUCUCCUUCAUCCACCCCCCUCCUUCUUUAGUCCACCUUUCCAGAAGCUGGAGGACUGGUUUGAAGCCCUCUCUCUAAAUCAGGAUAUGGGGAUCCCACUGCCUGCUGAACUGGAUGAACUCCACCAGAGUCUGAGUCGGCUCCUCUGGCCUAAGGACAGCUCGCCAUCACAGAGCGCAGAAGAGCCAGUACCCCCGACCGUAGCCUCUCCUGACUCUCCCAGCAUGGUGGAGAACGGCACCUAGGACCCGUGCUUUUCCCCUCUGAACUGCUGCACUAACACUGUGGAUGAAAAAAGAGGAAAAUCAUGUUGAACCCGAGCCAUAUUAGACGUGGAUAACCUGAUGUAGCUGGACCGGUUUCCUUCUCGGAGGACCUUUAAUUCCUGAGAGUCAGUGAACUGCAAUGUGAGUGGACAGACACAUUUCAAAAAGACUUUCUUCUCUGCCCCACUCCACACACACACACAGGCCUGUACUAACGUUUACUGUGUGUGUAGAUAAUACACAUCCAAGGUGAGAGCUUCAUCCAUGUGACGGCAGUUUUGUUUUUCUGGUUUUCAACUAUGCGCGGCAUUUACCGAUCAGUCUUAGACAAUUAGAGCGCUCACUUCAGUGCUGCGGCGAGAUGACAACAGUCUGGCUGAUCGACAUGUCUGAAUAAACAGAUCGUAGAGCGCAGGUAUGACUUCGGGUGCCGACGUUUGACACAAAUCUUCAAGUUGUUUUUUCUCUCUAUUUAAGCACCACUAAACCGAUUUCUGACGAGACGAUUACAAGUGUAGUUUGUACCUUGUAGUCACGUGACUUUAGGAAGUUUCUUAGAUUAUGAAUGAACACGAAUAGGUUUUUUUUUCAUGUUUACCACACGGACAUUUCAUUCAAGGUUCCUCACAAACACCUGGAGCAGGAAAGUGGGUUUUAUCAGAGAGUGUGAGACACAAUCAUGCACAACUUCACCAUGAAAAGUUGUUUUUGUACAGAAGAGUUAGAUGUUUUCUCUGGAGCAGUGUAUAUAGAUGUGUACAUAGUAAGCCUCUAAUUGGACGUUAUUUUCUGAUGGGAACUCUAGAUUUGUAGAUUUUUUUAGACAUUUCGUCAUCAGUGGGUGUUUUUGCCUUUUUGCUAUGAUCAUGCAAGGUACUGACGACCAGUUGUAACCACUAUUAUUUAUAUCGCUGUAGUGUUUCCUAAAUAAAGCCUCUGAAAAUGGAUUCAUUUUUUUU
This is a messenger RNA of Xyrichtys novacula (pearly razorfish), 21780 nucleotides long. The record is from the annotation of a GenBank genome assembly. NCBI's taxonomy places the organism in Eukaryota, Metazoa, Chordata, Actinopteri, Labriformes, Labridae.